This is a messenger RNA of Klebsormidium nitens, 1828 nucleotides long. The record is from the annotation of a GenBank genome assembly. Lineage: Eukaryota; Viridiplantae; Streptophyta; Klebsormidiophyceae; Klebsormidiales; Klebsormidiaceae.
GACAAAUUUGUCUUAAACGUCGGAGACCAUGAUUUAGCUGUCAAAUUGCCAUGCAAAGACCAUGGGGCCAGGGUCGCCUUGAAAGCAGCUCGGCAAAGUAUCUCGCCAAGGAGGCAGGGCGAAGGGAAACUUGGGCUCAAAGUCCAUUUGCCCUCUGGCCCCUUGCAACCAAGGUCCUUGCGUAAGCUCCCAUCUUUAACUUUUAUUGGAAAGGGACUCCCUACCUGGUUCUGGUGGAUCAAAAUUGUGUGGGCGGAAGGAGCUGAGGGGCAAUGUGAAGUCAAGGCCCCUAUUGACCUGAAGGGAUCCCUUGAUGCUGACCUUUGACUUCCAGUUCCCAACCUUCAAUUACGUCACUCUCCAAUUCUUAGCUUGUCAAUAGCUCCAAUGGAGUCGCUGACGUUUCAAUCCAGUACAUGGGGCAGCCUCAGCCAUGGCCCCAUUGGAACUACUCUCACCAAAGGCGUAGUAAAGAGUAAGGUCCUCAGAUCUGGCCCGCGCUUGUUGCCCCUAUCCAAGGUUUCACCUUCGCUUGCAUAUCAUUGGCCAACCAAUCAACGGGCCUUGCUUCCUGCCGGUUCAAGCAGCUCCUCCCUCCCCUCUUCACAAAAACCACACCUAGCCCGGCGCCUAAGUACUAGGUUAUCCAGUCAGAAGAAGCGAGCGACAAAUCGCAGCGCACCAAUCCGGGCAGAACAGGGGGCUUCCGUAACUCCCCGACGUGAAGCUCCCACAGCAAAGGCCGCCUUCUUUGAUGUUGACGGCACGAUUGCCAAAACCAACAUCGUGUGGCCCUAUGUGUACUUGCGCCUGCGAGAACUAUCCAUGCUGGCGCGCGUGUUUUGGGUGCCGUACUUCACAACGCUCUCAGUCCUGUACCGGCUGGCUGACAAGAUCGACAGAGGACUGCUCUGCCGCUUCUUCUACUUCAAUUAUCGCGGCAGGCCCGCGGCGGCCGCGUGCGAGUGGGGCAAGUUCGCAUACGAGGAGUACAUGAGACCAAGAGUGUUCCAGGGCGCAAUCCAGCGCAUCCGCGACCUGAAAGCGGCAGGCUUCCGGGUGGUGCUGGUCACGGGCUCGCUCAGUUUCAUGAUUGCGCCGCUCGCGGCAGAGAUCGACGCAGAUGACGUCAUUGCGGCAGACCUGGUCGAGAGGGACGGCAGGUUCACGGGCGAGAUGGCGGGCGCCGCGUUCAACGGAGAUGACAAGGCAGUGAUUGUGAAGGAGUAUGCCGUGCAGCACGGGAUCGACCUCCGGAGGAGCCACGCCUACGGGGACAGCAUCGCGGACCUGGGCAUGCUGGAAAGCGUUGGGCAUCCCCACGCGGUGCUGCCGGACAAGCGGCUGCGCCAGAUUGCAGAGCUCCGAGGCUGGCCUCUUGUGACAGAGUGGGCCAUCGAGGAGAAACCGCCGCACCCUCUUACCAGAUUGUGGGUGUAGGAGUGUCGACAUCCAUUGUACAAUUGACUGCACAGAACAAAAGUAGAGCUAGGGAUUGACAGAAACUUUGUACAGCGAGUUGUGUUGCAGAGAGAGUUGAGAGUAGCUGAUCAUGUUUUGAUGAUCUAUUUAUAGCAAAUGAAAGUGUGCCAGUGUGGCAGCUGGAUAAGCAUUUGUGUACAUACUUUUGAAGCUCAGGACAUUUGUAGCUCAGGCCUGGCAUCUUCAAGUCAGCUGGGACCGCAGAAAAGCAAUUGAACAGAACUUGCAUGAGUGAAAUGAGAGACUGGUGUGUACCUAUACUCGGUAAGCCCGGAUUGAGAAAAGGGCUCACGCAUACAACAAGUGGCCCAAAAUUUAAACGUUCGGCCCUGCAAAUGAUCCUCGG